CCGGCAGGGCGGUGGCACAAGGCGGUGACGAAGGGCGCGCAAAACUUCGAACGACAUCCCCCACCAAGGAAUCGAUAUUGUUUUUGUUUUUUGGACAACACCGACGUAGUAACGCCCCGUUUGUGAAGUCUGGAGAGAAUUAUUAUUUCCCUACGACGUAAUUGCUAUACUGCCCAGGAUCCAUCCUAAGCCUGUCUUAACCAUCAUGGGUGACCAGCCUCCUGCCAAGAAGAAAUGCCUUGGGGAAGACUGUCCGAACGAUGCCGGGACACUGCAGUGCCCGACCUGCCUGAAAAUUGGCCUUAAAGACAGCUUCUUCUGCACUCAAGAUUGCUUUAAGAAGAAUUGGCGCACUCACAAAGCCAUACACGAAAUAGCAAGCGGUAACGCGAAUACCCCCAAACCCGACCCGUUGACGGGAUACUUCAACCCGUUCCCCAAGUUUUCCUUCACUGGGCCUCUCCGACCAGCAUAUCCUCUCUCCCCGAGGCGAAAGGUGCCCAGCUCGAUACCCCACCCCGACUACGCCGUCGAUGGCAUACCCAAAUCCGGACGGUCCCUCGCCCGUUCGAACAAGAUCGAACAGCUCGAUGCGACGGCCCAGGAUAAGAUGCGGAAGGUGGGGAGGUUGGCAAGAGAGGUGCUGGAUAUCGCAGCCGCCGCGCUGAGGCCAGGGAUCACAACAGACGAGAUCGACGAGAUCGUCCACAAGGCGUGUGUGGAGCGGAAUUCCUACCCUUCUCCCCUCAACUACAACUACUUCCCAAAGUCGGUUUGCACCUCGGUCAACGAAAUCAUCUGCCACGGCAUCCCCGACAAGCGGGCUCUCGUCGACGGAGACAUCAUCAACCUCGACGUGACCCUCUACCACGACGGCUACCACGGCGACCUGAACGAGACCUACUACGUCGGCGACAAGGCCAAGGCGGACCCGGACACGGUCCGCGUCGUCGAGGCGGCGCGCGAGUGCCUGGACGAGGCCAUCAAGAUGGUCAAGCCGGGGACGCUGUUCCGGGAUUUCGGCAACGCCAUCGAGAAGCACGCAAAGUCCAAGGGCUGCAGCGUCAUCCGGACGUACGUCGGCCACGGCAUCAACUCGGUCUUCCACUGCCCGCCCAACAUCCCUCAUUAUGCCAAGAACAAGGCCGUCGGCGAGUGCAAGCCCGGCAUGACCUUCACCAUCGAGCCCAUGAUCGCGCUUGGAAAGUACCGCGAUGUCACCUGGCCCGAUAACUGGACGAGCGCGACAAUCGACGGGAAGCGGACUGCUCAGUUUGAACAUACCCUGCUGGUCACUGAGACGGGCGUGGAGAUCCUAACGGCGAGGCAAGAAAACAGCCCCGGGGGGCCGGUGCAGAUACCUGCGGUCGAGAAUGGGACUAAAUAAGACGGGGGUGCUGGCGAAUCGGAUUGGAUGAGGGAUUGGCUAGGUCGUGCACUUACGUGGUGACCCGGGAAUUAUCCCUUCGGGCCGUUAGUACGAG
This is a messenger RNA of Phialemonium atrogriseum, 1484 nucleotides long. Its product is annotated as peptidase M24, structural domain-containing protein. Lineage: Eukaryota; Fungi; Ascomycota; Sordariomycetes; Cephalothecales; Cephalothecaceae. The record is from RefSeq and is a predicted model, not a curated record. Bases 206 to 1387 code for a protein of 393 amino acids. Gene Ontology annotation, biological process: proteolysis. Gene Ontology annotation, molecular function: metalloaminopeptidase activity. Gene Ontology annotation, cellular component: cytosol. The transcript has 4 exons.